Messenger RNA from Columba livia (rock pigeon), 2509 nucleotides. It is a transcript of the gene PPP1R3G, whose product is annotated as protein phosphatase 1 regulatory subunit 3G. Gene Ontology annotation, biological process: regulation of glycogen biosynthetic process. Gene Ontology annotation, cellular component: protein phosphatase type 1 complex. The record is from RefSeq and is a predicted model, not a curated record. Lineage: Eukaryota; Metazoa; Chordata; Aves; Columbiformes; Columbidae. The transcript has a single exon. Gene Ontology annotation, molecular function: glycogen binding; protein phosphatase 1 binding. The coding region runs from base 324 to 1208 and encodes 294 amino acids.
CACAGCCCACACGCCAGGCAGCGUUGCUCGCAGCUCUCUCCUCCGCGCCGUGGUAACGGCGGCCCCGGCGGCGGGCUGCGGGCGGGAGGACGUGCGGGGCCGCCCGUCGCGGCCGCUGAUGUUUCCGUAUUGCCCGUCCCGGGAGGUCCCGCCCCCGCCCGAAGCGCCGCGGCCGCCCCAGCCCUGCGGGGAGGCUCCGGGCCUGGCGGGGGGGCGCGCCCCCCACCCCGGGGCCUGCGGCGGGGGCUCCGGAUAAAGCGGUGCCGGCCCGUCUGCCUGCCGCCACAGGGGCGGCCGGGAGGGGCCCAGCGGGGCGCCCCGCCAUGGCGAGCCCCGCACGCCCGCGGCAGGAGCUGGCGGCGGAGGAGCGGAGGUUCCGCGGCGCGGCCCCGACGGUGCCCCGCGACGCCAAGCGAGAGGCGGCCGGGGAGCAGCGGCUGCUCCUACUGGAGCUGCGCCGCUGCGGGCGGCCGCCGUCCCCCGGCCCCGGCGAGCGGCGGGAGGAGGGGGAGGAAGAGGAAGAGGAGGAGGAGGAAGAAGCGGCGGCGGGCGAAGGCUGCUGCAGCAAGUGCAAGAAGCGGGUGCAGUUCGCCGACUCGCUGGGGCUGAGCCUUGCCAGCGUCAAGCACUUCAGCGAGGCCGAGGAGCCGCAAGUGCCGUCCGCCGCGCUGUCCCGCCUGCAGAACCCGCCCGCCGACGAGGGGGUCUCGCAGCCUCCCGGCGACGAAGCCCCGCCGCCGGCCCUGCGCCUGGUGCCCGACUUCCCCGACGGCGGCGAGCCCAGCGCCGAGCGGCUGCGGCGGCAGCGCGUCUGCUUGGAGCGGCUGGGGCGACCCCCGGCACCCACCGACGUGCGGGGCACGGUGCAAGUGCUGGGCUGCCCCGGCCCCAAGGAGGUGACGGUGCGCUACACCUUCAACGAGUGGCUGUCCUUCGUGGACGUCCCAGCCGCCCCCCUGCCCCCGGCCCCGGUGGCCGCCGGCGACUCUCCCGCCGAGCGCUACAACUUCAGCCUGUGCGUCCCGCCGAGCCUGCGGGAGGGCUCGUCCCUCCACUUCGCCAUCCGCUACCGCAGCCCGCAGGGCGAGUACUGGGACAACAACGGCGGCCGCAAUUACACGCUGCGGUGCUGCGGCUCCCCCGGGGCCGGCCCCGCGGCUCCCCCCGCCGCCGGCAGCCCGCCGCCCCCCGCCGUCCCCCGCUACUGAUGCCGGCCGGGCGAGGGGAACCGGGGCGGCCCGGCCGGGCAGGGGGCGCCGCCGCAGCCCCGCACGCUGAGGCCCGUCUUGGGAAGGCGACAGCCAGCGCGGCGAGGCACCCGUCCCGGAGACCACCCGAAACACGGAUGUGCGUAGCCUCUCAUUGCUGUGGCUUGUGGAAUCCUUUUCCUUUUUUUUUCUUUUUUGUUUUCUUUUGGAGAGAACAAGGUGACUGAGUAGUGUGGGCUUUGUGUUUCCCCUCUUGAAGUGAAUUUUUGAGGUCUUGAUUUGGGCUUGACUUCACUUACCCGAUUAGUGAGAGAUGCAUGGAACACUUGUGUGAAAACUUAAUGGCACUUUCGCUACAGGUUUAACUCAGCAUCCCAGUUUUCCCAUUCUCACAUCCAUUUCAAGGACAUAAUACUGCAACAGCAAUGGUGUGCUUUGUCCUUUUUAUUAUUAUUCUUUUUUUUAGUUCAAUGGACUCCAUAACAAUACAAUUCACUGUUGUGAGCACCUGUCAAACUCAUGACAGGCUUGCAUGCCCGUCCCACCUUUGCUCUGCCUGUGGUGGCUCUGAACAACAGGCAGUCUGUUUUGGGGCUGGAUCUGGGGCCGGACUGGGCUGCUCUGGUUUUUGUCAUUCAGCACACUUUGAUACCGCUCCCCACCUUCCCCAGGCUUCUGUGUAGAUCCCAUCUGGCUAAUAGCAGCCAACAGGGACUUCUGCAAAAAUGGUUUUGCUUAAAAUAGACUGUUGACUUCUUCUCACACAACUGACAAGUCUAAAACUGAGACAAAGGAGUUAAAAUAUAUGCCAGUGCUGGGUUUAUCAGGAGAACUUUGGUAACACCUUUGGGUAAUGCACUGAAAAGUAAAAGAUAGUGUCUGUCUCACACAUAGUUCUGUACUUUGAGGUUUGGGGAGCAGUGACUGAUUUGGAUGACCUUCUCACUUACGAGUGACAGUGCGAUAUAGAGAGGGUGUCCUCGGUAGUGAAUGAAAACAAGUGCCUUAGAUCAGCUCUCCUUAUGUUACAUUUUGCACCAUAUUUCUCAAGUAUUUCUAAUUUAUUUGGCUUAUUUUGCUACAUAUUUUUCAGUAUUUGUAUGUUGGUGGGGAAGGGGUUUAUUGUGCACACUGUUGGACUUUACAGCGCUGGACACUUGAAAUGAUUUCAAUAGUCUUCAUUCUUGCGUUGCAAGCCUAGAGGUUGGCUACUGGUGUCCCAAGUCCUGAAAUUAUGCAAAAAGUACCAAUGAAAAUGGGUUUGUAAGAAUAAAAAAGCUUUAAAAAAGUUUAAAAGCUCA